This is a messenger RNA of Danaus chrysippus (African queen), 546 nucleotides long. Lineage: Eukaryota; Metazoa; Arthropoda; Insecta; Lepidoptera; Nymphalidae. The record is from the annotation of a GenBank genome assembly.
AUGUCGCUCUACCCAUCGCUAGAAGAUAUGAAGGUAGACAAAAUGGUUAGAGCUCAAUUGGCUCAAAAUCAAGCUCCAUCGGGCUAUCCUCCUGCUUAUCAUCAACCAGGAUAUCCUCAGAUCACUGCCGCUACUCCUAGUGUCCCAACAUCGAUGUAUCCGGCGCUGGGCGAAUAUAUGGGACUGGAGCUAUCUCAUGAUGUUAUUGCCCUAAAUAUGCCCGAAUAUCAAGUGCAAACUCUUCAAGCUGGAGGAACAGGAAGUAAUUUAAUUGCUCCACUUUCGUCUCAGUCACCUAGUCUGGCAAAGGCUAUAGUGACUCAUGGGAUAAGACAAGUCAUUAUGUGUAAAGACAGAGAUGGCAAGUGCGGUUUAAGACUUCACUCUGUUAACAAUGGUGUGUUUGUAUGCUAUGUUGCUGCUGGGAGCCCAGCAGCACUCGCCGGUUUAAGAUUUGGUGAUCAAAUCUUGGAGAUUAAUAAUGUUGCUCUAGCUGGUAUGUCUAUGGAUCAGUGUCAUGCUAUACUAAAAGAAGGCGCCCACUAA